AUGCAAGCCAGAAGACAACUCAUCUCUUCCGCCCGGCGUUUCGUCGGGUCAUCGUCACCCAGACCUACACGACUAAUCUCAAGAGCCAUCAUCAACGAAUCUGCUGCACUCAGAAGCAGUAGCAGGCUUCUACCAACGAUAGCCAUCAGGAAUUAUGCAAACGGAAGACCUCAUCCCCCAGGCGGUACACACCGCAUGAACAUGGGUGGCGAGCCAGAGAAACCGGCACUCGAGCAAUUCGGAAUCGACCUGACGGCGAAAGCCAAGGAGGGAAAGCUCGACCCUGUCAUUGGACGUGACGCUGAAAUCCAACGAACUAUUCAGAUUCUAUCACGGCGGACAAAGAACAACCCUGUCGUGAUUGGCAAAGCCGGCACCGGCAAGACAGCCAUCCUCGAAGGCCUUGCACUGAGAAUUGUGCGUGGCGACGUCCCGGAGAGCAUCAAGAAUAAGCGUGUUAUUUCCCUGGACCUGGGCUCGCUGAUUGCGGGCGCAAAGUUCAGGGGAGACUUUGAAGAGAGACUGAAAAAGGUCUUGACCGAGGUCCAGCAGGCAGAGGGCGAAGUCAUCCUCUUCAUCGAUGAACUGCACACAUUGCUCGGCCUCGGCAAGGCCGAAGGAUCGAUCGAUGCGAGCAACCUGCUGAAGCCAGCACUUGCGCGUGGCGAGCUUCAGUGCUGCGGUGCAACUACAUUGGAGGAGUACCGCCUUAUCGAAAAGGACGUUGCCCUUGCCCGGAGAUUCCAGCCCAUUAUUGUCAACGAACCCACCGUCCAAGACACAGUUAGCAUCCUACGCGGUAUCAAAGACAAGUACGAAGUCCACCACGGUGUCCGCAUUACCGAUGGUGCCCUGGUGGCAGCCGCUACCUACUCUAACCGCUAUAUCACCGACCGAUUCUUGCCUGAUAAGGCAAUCGACCUGAUGGACGAGGCUGCCAGUCAUCUCAAGCUCGAGCAUGAAUCGAAACCGGAAGACAUCAUGGCCCUCGACCAGAAGAUCAUGACCAUUCAGAUUGAACUCGAAAGCUUGCGCAAGGAAAAGGACGUAGCCAGCCAAGAGCGUCGCGACAAGCUGCAGACGGAUCUGAAGAAGUACGAAGACGAGAUCGCUGAGCUCACCAAGCGCUGGGAGGCUGAACGUGGCGAGAUCGAUGCCGUCAAGAAGACUCAGGAGGAGCUCGACAAGGCCAGAAUCGAGCUGGACCAGGCACAGAGAGAAGGAAACUUCGGCCGCGCGUCUGAGUUGAGAUACAGCGUCAUCCCCGCCCUUGAGCAAAAGAUUCCCAAAGACGGUGAAAAGUCAGACGGCAGCCUUAUUCACGAUGCCGUCACUGCGGAUGACAUCGCAGCGGUCGUUUCAAAGGUGACGGGCAUUCCCAUUUCUAAGCUUACCUCUGGCCACAUUGAGAAGCUCGUGCACAUGGAAGACUCCCUACGUGAGGCUGUCCGCGGCCAGGACGAGGCAAUCAAGGCCGUCUCCAACGCCGUGCGCCUCCAGCGUGCCGGUCUCAGUGGCGAGAACAGGCCGCUGGCGUCCUUCUUCUUCCUCGGACCGACCGGUGUCGGAAAGACGGAGCUCUGCAAGAAGCUCGCGGGCUUCCUCUUCUCCACCGAGUCGGCCGUCGUUAGAUUCGACAUGAGCGAGUUCCAGGAAAAGCACACCAUCUCCCGCCUCAUCGGAGCGCCCUCCGGCUACGUGGGCUACGAAGACGCCGGCCAGCUCACCGAGGCCGUUCGCCGCAAGCCUUAUGCCGUCCUCCUCUUUGACGAGUUCGAGAAGGCCCACCGCGACAUCUCAGCCCUCCUCCUCCAAGUCCUUGACGAGGGCUACCUCACCGACGCCCAGGGUCAUAAGGUCGAUUUCCGCAACACCAUCAUCGUGCUGACGUCCAAUCUCGGUGCGGACAUCCUCGUCGGCGCGGACCACAUUCACCCGUACAAGGAAACAGCCGACGGCGAGAUUGACCCUUCCAUCCGCAAGGCCGUCAUGGACGUCGUGGCCGCAAACUACCCACCAGAAUUCCUCAACCGCAUUGAUUCCUUCAUCGUCUUCAAGCGCCUCGCCCUCGCCGCCCUUCGGGACAUUGUCGACAUCCGCCUGCACGAGUUACAGCAGCGACUCGACGACAAGCGCAUCACACUCGACGUCGGCGGCGAGGUACGAGACUGGCUCGCGGAGCGCGGCUACGAUCCCAAGUUCGGCGCGAGGCCGCUUAACCGCCUCAUCACCAACGAGAUUGGCAAUGGGCUCGCGGACAAGAUCAUCCGCGGCGAAUUGCGUUCUGGUGAGACGGCGGUUGUCAGUAUCAAGGAGGAUAACUCGGGCCUCGAAGUUGCGGCUCAGUCAAAGGCGUGA
Messenger RNA from Colletotrichum acutatum, 2358 nucleotides. Its product is annotated as ATPase. The record is from RefSeq and is a predicted model, not a curated record. Gene Ontology annotation, biological process: protein refolding; cellular response to heat; protein unfolding. Gene Ontology annotation, cellular component: cytoplasm; mitochondrial matrix. The transcript has a single exon. Bases 1 to 2358 code for a protein of 785 amino acids. Lineage: Eukaryota; Fungi; Ascomycota; Sordariomycetes; Glomerellales; Glomerellaceae. Gene Ontology annotation, molecular function: ATP binding; ATP hydrolysis activity.